UAGGGUCUCAGGGUGGCUGAGGGGUUCUGAGUCAAAAUUCAGAAUAAUUAAAAAAGAAAAAAAUAACCAUCGAAGUUGAUAGUUAUGUAGGUCUAUUUUAAUAAUCUAACAUCAUUAGACCUCAAAUUGUGCUAUUUAACGGCAAAAUUCAAGGGCAAAGUUGCCGCGAGCGUUGCAGUCUCCAACGCCCUAGUCGGGUGCCAGUGGCUUUUGGAACAGCCUGACCAAUCAGGGGCCAGCGCUGUGGCGCCAAAGUUUUGUUGCACAACCAAUCAGGCCGCGCCGAUGGAUGACGCAAUACACCCAAGAGAGUUCAGUUCUAUUCAGCCCUGUACUUGCGUGCAGCGUGCCACGAGUCCCGAUUGACGAGUUUUGGAGUUUUGAAAACAAAGCCAAAGUCAACAUCAUCGAACAUGCCAAAGACAAAGGGUAAGCAGAAGUUGCUUCUAAAUUUUUCGUAUAGUUACGUGUGUUUCUUUACGAUGAACUGUCAGUUUGAGAGCGAUUUUUGGAAUACUUUUUUCCGUCAAGUUUUUUUUUUUCCGGCGUGCUAAACAAACAACAACAAAAACUUUUUAUCUUUCCUCGAUCCGGUAUAAAAGAAGAUUAGUGAAUCAACCUUGUUGAUUUAUGUGUUACACGUGUAGUAAAAAUGAUGGUUUGGGGCAAAUUUGGAGGGUGCAAAUCCAAGAAAUUGAGGGCGGAUAUUUCUUAACGAAGCGCAGUUUGCGUCUAUUUGAAUUUUUGUAGAAAGACUAUACUGACCCAAUCUUAGUUGCGUCUCUUGCAAUCUUCUUUUAUGAAUAUAUACCACCUUUUAACGAAGGCUUUUCCAACUAAUAAUAAUGUUUUUUUGUUUUUUGUUUGCAGCCAAGAAGAAGUCUGGACAGGCCGCCAGAGUCCCGCGGACGCCGACUGUGGCCGAGCGCCAGGCCGAGGCGCUCGCCGUGGCGCGCCUUCGCCACAUCGGCGAGAGAAUGGGAUACCACCAGCUCAGCAGCCGUGUGAACACGGUGUUCAACCAGUUUCGAUACGGGGGCACCAACGUGCAGCGACGUAACAGGGUGUACGCUGGGCUUGCUGGGCUGCUCACCUACGGCCUUCAGCGGGCUCCAGGUGGUACGUUCUACGUGUUCAGCCCUGAGAUCCUGGAGAUUGUCAGGGAGACGUACCCGAGCGGAGACGAUGUGGACUGGAUGUUGAUCAACAGUAACAACAGGCCUACCAAGGAGGUGGGCGCGGAUGACCUGUUCGAGGACAAGGGCAAGAACUAGGUCAUGCCC
Messenger RNA from Branchiostoma floridae (Florida lancelet), 1283 nucleotides. RefSeq lists its product as uncharacterized. NCBI's taxonomy places the organism in Eukaryota, Metazoa, Chordata, Leptocardii, Amphioxiformes, Branchiostomatidae. Bases 846 to 1274 code for a protein of 142 amino acids. The transcript is spliced from 3 exons. The record is from RefSeq and is a predicted model, not a curated record.